This is a messenger RNA of Protobothrops mucrosquamatus (brown spotted pit viper), 1062 nucleotides long. Its product is annotated as LIM homeobox transcription factor 1-alpha-like. Lineage: Eukaryota; Metazoa; Chordata; Lepidosauria; Squamata; Viperidae. Bases 1 to 1062 code for a protein of 353 amino acids. Gene Ontology annotation, biological process: neuron differentiation; regulation of transcription by RNA polymerase II. The record is from RefSeq and is a predicted model, not a curated record. The transcript is spliced from 7 exons. Gene Ontology annotation, molecular function: RNA polymerase II transcription regulatory region sequence-specific DNA binding; DNA-binding transcription factor activity, RNA polymerase II-specific. Gene Ontology annotation, cellular component: nucleus.
AUGCGGGAGGUUUGUGCUGGUUGCAACACCCCAAUCUCAGAUCGCUUCCUGCUGCGAGUGAAUGAGCGCUCCUGGCACGAAGGCUGUGUGAAAUGUGCUGCUUGCCUCCAGCCUCUCUCGGGAACAUGCUAUUGUCGCAACAGGCAGCUCUAUUGUAAGCAUGACUAUGAAAAGCUCUUCCAGACCAAAUGCAGCGGUUGCCUCAAAGCUGUGGCUCCUUCUGAAUUCAUCAUGCGGGUGCUGGAGAACGUCUACCACGUCCACUGCUUCUCCUGCUGUGAGUGUGAGCGGCGGUUGCAGCGCGGAGAUGAGUUUGUGCUGAAGGAAGGGCAGCUGCUUUGCCGCAGCGACUAUGAGAAGGAGAGAGAAAUGCUAAGCGCCAUCAGCCCUGCACCCACUGAGUCAGUGAAGAGUGAAGAUGAGGAUGGGAGCCACCCACAUGGCAAAGGAGGAGAGGAAAGCAAGGAUCACAAGCGCUCCAAACGCCCACGUACCAUCCUCACCACGCAGCAGCGACGGGCAUUCAAGGCCUCCUUUGAAGUCUCCUCCAAGCCCUGCCGGAAGGUAAGGGAGACAUUAGCGGCUGAAACUGGUUUGACUGUCCGUGUAGUGCAGGUCUGGUUCCAGAAUCAAAGAGCCAAGAUGAAAAAGAUAGCCCGCCGGCAGCAGCAGCAGCAACAGCAGCAGCAACAGGAGCAAGAGCAGCUGGGAAAUCCCCGUCUAGGGGCAGGGAGGGGAAAUGGACGCAAUAGCGCCAGUGUGCAUGGAAUAGAUGGGCUCAUGGUACCUUACUCCAGGAUUGCCCAGCAGCAGCUGCUUCCCUUGGAUCAGAACAGCUACAGCACAGACUUGUACCGGCAAGGACUCACCCCACCCCAGUUGCCGGGAGACCAUCUUCAUCCAUACGAUUCGGAAGGUGUUUUCCAUGACAUGGACAGCGACACGAUCGGCCAUUUGGGCGACUGCCUGCUGUCUGCGGCUGAGGCCAACCUCCUGCAGACUCGAGUGGGCAAUCCAAUCGACAGGCUGUACUCCAUGCAAAACUCCUACUUCACCUCCUGA